Messenger RNA from Notechis scutatus (mainland tiger snake), 1752 nucleotides. The record is from RefSeq and is a predicted model, not a curated record. Lineage: Eukaryota; Metazoa; Chordata; Lepidosauria; Squamata; Elapidae.
AUGGAGGCGGCGGAGGGGCCCGGCCGGCGGGAGCUGCUGGCGACGGUGGCGGCGCAGGAGGAGCAGCUGCGCGAGUACCAGGCCGCCCAAGCUGACGAGCACCUGCGGAUGGGAGAGCAGCGCGGGGCCGCCCUGGAGGCCCGGAUCUCCGAGAUGUCGGAGCUGCUGGGCGCCUACGAGAAGGCCAGGCAGAAGGACCAGGCUGCCCUCCAGAAGCUGAAGGACCGCCUCCUCCAGCUGGACCUCGAGAACAAGACCCUGGCCGUUGCCGCCUCUGGCCAUGCCACUGUGGGCCUCGCCCUGGAGGACGGCCGCCUGGACGCCAACGUGCUGAGAGACAAGGUGGAGAAGCUGACGGAGCUGGCACGAGUGGCUGCCGAGCACGCGCCAUCUCUCGUGGGGGACGGCGAGGCUAUCUGCCCGGAGGAGCCCCCUAAGGACGCAGAGACUGGGGACGGCGAGAAGGCCACCCUGGCCUAUUAUCAACAGGAGCUCAAGCAGCUGAAGGAGGAGUUUGAGAGGUACAAGGUGAGGGCGCAGGUGGUCUUGAAAAACAAAUCGGCCAAAGAUGGGAACCUGGCCAGAGAGCUGGAGGAGAGCCAAGAGCAGCUGGUGGAGCUGAAGGAGAAAUACGUUUCCCUUCGGCUGUCCUGCGAAGUGGAGGCCAAGCAGCACCAGGAGCAGCUGGAGGCCAAGAGGCGAGAAGCAGCUCUCCUCCAGCAGCUUCACCGCCAGGAGUUGGAGCGAUGCCUGUCGGAGGGCCGGGAGAAGGCCCUGCGGCUGGAGGAGGAGAUGCACAAGCAGCGUGACCGGGCCCUGGCCGUCCUGAUGGAAAAGGACCAGGAACUGCAGCAACUGAGGGUCCUGUCCGUGCCCUUCGGGGUACAGGCUCCCAAAACGGCCACGGGGCCGGGUAAUGGUGGCAGCGGCAGCGCCCACAGCAACAGUGAGGUGGGUGACGAUGCUUUGGAGCACCUGACCCUGUCUCUCCCUGCCCCCAACGAGCCCACCUUCCUGCUGUACACAGAGCAGCUGGCUCGGAAGGAGGUGGAGAUCGUGGCUCUGAAGAAGCAGAAGCACCAGCUGGAGAUGGAGGUUCACCAGUUGCAGGAGAAGCUUAUGGAAGAAGGAGAGAAACACCGAGAGGAGUUGUCUCUGCUCCAGGGCCACAUUCAAAAGACUUUCAGGGACCGGAGCAGAGAGGGAGCUAACCUGGAAUACCUCAAGAACAUUUUCUACAGGUUCCUGACUUUGACAGAUUUGCUGGCACGCCAGCAAACCCUGACGGCCAUAUUGACUAUUUUGCAUUUUAGCCCAGAAGAGAGACAGGCUGUUCUGAGCCAUGUGGGCGGAAGCAGCAGCUGGUGGCUUUCGGGGAAGAGAUGAACCCCCCCACCCCUGCUUGCUGGGGGUGGGGGGUGGGGAAAGUUCCUAAUGAGGCUGGCUUCCCUAUUCUGGCCUCAAAGCAAGCAGUAGCCAUUCUCAGCCAUUGACUGGGGAGGCCACAGGACCAGCCAAGACUCCAGCCUGAGUGAAAUGCCUCCCGGGGGCUGCAGGGAUUCCAUUUGGGGUCUUUGUUCUUUUUAAAGGGCUCCAUUCAGGAGUCUAGCCAGUGUUUGUUUCAAUACUUGUGCCAAAUGUGGACCGGGGCAAUCCUCUGGACUCUCAAGCCUGCGGCUGAAGCCAGCCAAUAAAGCAUCAGCCAUUGAAGCCUCUCCUGUGAGUGCCUGGGCUGGAGCCAGAUCCCACCUU